Messenger RNA from Amorphotheca resinae ATCC 22711, 417 nucleotides. RefSeq lists its product as hypothetical. The record is from RefSeq and is a predicted model, not a curated record. The transcript is spliced from 2 exons. NCBI's taxonomy places the organism in Eukaryota, Fungi, Ascomycota, Leotiomycetes, Helotiales, Amorphothecaceae. The coding region runs from base 1 to 417 and encodes 138 amino acids.
AUGUCCCUGCAUAUACCUGAUCUGACACUGGACCGUUGGACUAUAUCUUCUCACGAUAACUCUCCUCCUGCGUCAUACCGUCGCAACGAUCUGAUCGCCCACCCCUUCAAAUGCGCGCGUGCUGAUUGGACGCCUCACCGCCACACCGCCACACCGCCGCACUCGCCACACCUCGGGACCAGCGAUCGCAGCCGUGCAAUCCCGAACCUUCCCUUCGAUCCUCGCUCCCCUCACGAACCUCCACUUCCACUCGCCCCACGACCGAUGAGCUUCGAAUCCACGCUUGGUUCUGUGAUCCAGGGACAGAACUGCCUUUGGAUGAAAAGAGAGAACGGGAUUUUCUUCUUGAAGAGAAGGGACUGGGAAGGCAAGCCAAGGCGAAGAGCUAGCUGGCUUUUGACCGAGGGCACACGAUAA